GCAGCGAGAAUAGUGAGAGGGAGGAGAGAGUUAUAGAGCGGCGCGGAAGAAUUGUUUUACACAGAGCUGCUGUACCGAGGCGGGGUGAUCGGGCCACCGUGUGACGGAACUAUAGCCGGGGCGGGAAUAGACGCGAUAGUAGCAGCCACACUCCCACACUAGAGUUGGAGGGAAUCUGUGCGUCGUUGCGUGCUCGGCCCCGUCGGUGGAUGCGGCGCUCUCGUCCCUGAAGGGAAGGAACGGUGGAGGCAGCAAAGAUGCCGCAACCCAAAUCACGUAAAAUCGCCAUCCUGGGGUACCGCUCCGUGGGAAAAUCUUCAUUGACCAUUCAGUUUGUUGAAGGGCAAUUUGUUGACUCGUAUGACCCAACUAUAGAGAAUACAUUUACUAAGCAAAUUUCUGUGAAUGGACAAGAAUAUCAGCUUCAGUUGGUAGAUACUGCUGGACAGGAUGAGUUUUCCAUAAUUCCUCAGACAUACUCCAUAGAUAUUAAUGGAUACAUUCUUGUAUAUUCAGUCACAUCAAUUAAAAGUUUCGAGGUGAUUAAAGUUAUCCAUGAGAAGUUGUUGGAUAUGGUGGGAAAAGUUCAAGUACCCAUUAUGUUGGUUGGAAACAAAAAAGACUUGCAUAUGGAAAGGGUGAUAAGCUAUGAAGAAGGAAAGUCAUUGGCUGAAUCUUGGAAUGCUGCUUUUUUGGAAUCCUCUGCUAAAGAAAAUCAGACUGCAGUUGAUGUUUUUAAAAGGAUAAUAUUGGAGGCAGAAAAGAUUGAUGGCGGGUCUUCACAAGGGAAGUCGUCAUGUUCUGUAAUGUAAUUCCACUACACAAGACGCGGACACUGGGAAUAUAUUCUACUUGAAUAAGCAAACUGCCUGUUCUACUUCAAAACUAUGCUUUUCUGUUAACUAUUUCCAUGCCAGAGGAGCC
Messenger RNA from Xenopus tropicalis (tropical clawed frog), 924 nucleotides. RefSeq names its product Ras homolog, mTORC1 binding (gene rheb). Gene Ontology annotation, molecular function: GTPase activity; GTP binding. Gene Ontology annotation, biological process: signal transduction. NCBI's taxonomy places the organism in Eukaryota, Metazoa, Chordata, Amphibia, Anura, Pipidae. Gene Ontology annotation, cellular component: lysosomal membrane; endoplasmic reticulum membrane; membrane. The record is from RefSeq and is marked provisional.